CAUUUCUAAUCCACAAAACGCGUAUUUCAAAUUUACAGGAAAAACUUCACAAAAUCAUCAGCAAAUAUUCUCUUCUAAUUAAUGGCAUCAUCAUCAUCCUCCUCCAUUGAUCCUCAAGAAAAGCAUGAAGUGUUCCUGAGUUUCAGAGGCGAGGACACUCGAAAAACCUUCACAAGUCACCUCCAUGCUGCUUUUAAAAGAGCAGAGAUCAAAACCUACAUAGACUACAAUCUAGAAAGAGGAGACGAAAUCUCAGGAACACUUCUAAGGGCUAUCGAGGACGCGAAGCUUUCAGUGAUUGUGUUCUCCAGAAACUUUGCAACUUCGAAAUGGUGUUUAGAAGAAGUGAAGAAAAUAAUGGAGUGUAAGAAAACAAGGAACCAGAUUGUGGUGCCUGUGUUUUAUGAUGUUGAGCCUACUUAUAUAAGGAAUCAAACAGGAAACUUUGCGAGUGCUUUUGCUGCCCAUGAGAGGCGGUUUGUUGAUAAACCAAACAAGGUGCAGAAAUGGAGGGAUGCUUUGAUGGAAGCUACGAAUCUCUCUGGAUGGGAUUGCACUGUUGACAGGCUGGAAUCUGAAAUUGUGGAGGAGAUUGCUAAGGAUGUGUUAGGAAAAUUGAAUCGUGGGUAUGUUGGGAAUCUAGAUCAAGAAAUUAAAAAAUAUGAGCAACUUGCUAAACAUCAGAUGCAAUAUUUUCAAGCUUCACCUCAUCCAACUUAUUAUAAAAAUUAUCAAGCAACUGUCCAACACAUAAGGAAACUUCAAAUGGAGAGACAUCAUCGUUUGCUUCGCGUGCCAGCCAACAUGUACUCACAGGCAGAUGACUCAAACGGUGAUUUCUAUAGUAUGUUUUCUAAUUUAGGAAUCUAGUGUUACCUUUUAUGUCAUAAUCAUCCGGGUUUUAAAUUGCGAUUGUCGUUGAGUUGUGGACAAAUGUGAGUUGUGGCGGCUGCAAUUGCGGUCCUCACUUUUACUGUAUGUUUCUUACAUUUUCAAAGCAGUAUGGUUAUUGGUAUGUAGUUCCUUUCCUUAUCUUCACAUAAACACAAGAGAAGUGUAUGUUUCUUGUAGGUCUCAGUUAUAUCAUGUACGAAUACGGUUAAUGGUAAUUUGUCUUUUGUCUGUCUAUGUUCAUUGGGCAGGAGGAGUAACUUUUGUUUUAGUUUGUAAGUUGACUGAUCUAGAGCUUAUUUGGAUACAGAUCAAAUAACAUUUAUUGAAUCUUUUCUAGUGAAAAAAAGAGAUAAAUUUCAAUGA
Lotus japonicus is the source of this 1257-nucleotide messenger RNA. RefSeq names its product TMV resistance protein N-like. The transcript is spliced from 2 exons. The coding region runs from base 82 to 870 and encodes 262 amino acids. The record is from RefSeq and is a predicted model, not a curated record. Gene Ontology annotation, biological process: signal transduction. NCBI's taxonomy places the organism in Eukaryota, Viridiplantae, Streptophyta, Magnoliopsida, Fabales, Fabaceae.